Haliotis rubra (blacklip abalone) is the source of this 2752-nucleotide messenger RNA. Its product is annotated as polypeptide N-acetylgalactosaminyltransferase 1-like. Gene Ontology annotation, cellular component: Golgi apparatus. The coding region runs from base 333 to 2318 and encodes 661 amino acids. NCBI's taxonomy places the organism in Eukaryota, Metazoa, Mollusca, Gastropoda, Lepetellida, Haliotidae. The transcript has 11 exons. The record is from RefSeq and is a predicted model, not a curated record.
UACCUGAUUAUCAAUAUAUAUUUAAUUUAUUGUGAAAAAGGCUCACGUGACAUUUGGUAUGUGUUGGUAUUAAUGAUUUGGUCGCACCACCUUGUGUAAAAAGAAUCGUUUUCAUCCAUAGGCUACACAUAAAGGGAACCGAACUUUUUGAGCGUGUUAAAUUCGAUAUUGCAACAUUUCAGUUCCUCCCCAACGUGUCAUCCCGUAUUUGGAGGAACAGCCUGAGUGGCAGGGGCAGAUGUUAACUGCAAUAGCGAGAUGCCAGCUACCUGGAAUAGAGCUGACCGCUGACCUGGAUUACAUCUGAUCUACACCACUGUGAAUACAACAAGAUGUUGCGUGCGUCUCUGUGUAGGUCCGUGCGUAAGUGGGUGCCACGACGAUGGUGGCACGUAAUUAGUGUAGGGCUAGUCACAUAUAUCAUCUGUACUUUUGUCUACACUGGACACUAUUUUCUAAAUCGUCAAAUAGCCAUUGGCUCUGAAGCACAACAAUCAGACGCUUUGCCCAGGUUCGUCAUCAACAGUGACAGUAACGCCAAACUCAUUAUAAAGACACACAGUUCGAACGACUCAGUGGUACAGCCGUUAGUCUUUAAAGAACAGAAAGUUAAUGCUGGUUUGGGGGAGAACCAUAACCAACCAGAAGCAAAGUUUAAAGAUGACAAUGGAAACGACGCAGACGACGUUAAGGAUGGUAAUGAACCAAGAGGAGCUGCUGCUGAGCACAAAGGCGACAUUGAAAAAGAUAAGCAUCAGGAAGUUACUGCACAACCUGAAGAGGAGCAAUAUCCACCAUUAGUGUUUGAUGACGAGGGACAAGGGCAGAUGGGGGAGCCCGUUCAUAUCGACGAGGGGAAUCUUCAUGGAGAAGAUAAAGAGAAGUACAAAGCAGGUUUCUCCAACAAUGACUUCAAUGAAUAUGCAAGCAACUUGAUAUCUGUUGACAGAAGGCUUCCCGACAUGAGAGACCCCCUGUGUAAAAGUCUGACAUACCCGGAUGCAUUACCGCCAACCAGUGUCAUCAUCUGUUUCCUGAACGAGGCUUGGUCAGUGCUCAUUAGAAGUGUGCACUCUGUGAUCAACAGGACACCGCCACAUCUGCUGAAGGAACUAAUUCUUGUCGACGACGGUUCGAGUCAUGAAAAUCUAAAGAAACCCCUUGAGAUUUACAUGAAGAAAUUUCCGAAAGUGAAGAUCCUCAGGAAUGUGCAACCAGAAGGACUGAUGCGGGCACGGAUUUUGGGAGCUAAAUUCGCUUCAGGGAAAAUCUUAACAUUCCUCGACUCACACAUAGAAUGCACCACAAACUGGUUACCUCCCCUGCUGAUGAGAAUACGUAUGAAUUCAACAAGAGUUGUCUGGCCUGCCAUACCCGGAAUUGAUCGCAAAACGUUUGCCUUCAAGACAAAUGUUGAUGCUAAAGUUCUUCAAGUUGGAAUAUUUACCUGGUCGUUGGUAUACACUUGGGAAACUCCUCGUCUUGAGGACAGAGCAACACCCAUCUCCCCGGUAAAGAGUCCUACCAUGCCAGGAGGACUGUUUGCAAUAGAUAGGGACUUCUUCUUUCAUAUUGGAACGUAUGAUGAUGGGAUGUCGUUCUGGGGAGCUGAGAAUGUGGAAAUAUCAUUUCGGAUCUGGAUGUGUGGAGGAUCAAUCGAGCUGAUACCUUGUUCUGUUGUUGGCCACAUCUUUCGGUCAAGGAACCCAAACAGUGGUGGCGCCAACACCGGCAAGUGGACACGUAACACGCUGAGGACAGCGGCUGUGUGGCUGGACGAGUACAAGCACUUCUACUCCAGGGUGUCGGGAAGGAAACUGGUAAACUACGGGGAUGUUUCAGCGCGUCUACAGCUACGUCAACAACUCCAGUGUAGAAGUUUCCAGUGGUAUUUAGAGAAUGUCUACACAACAGCCUUCUUACCAAAAAGAGCAACGCUAAGUGGCCUUAUCCAUAGUAACCAUAACGCCUCUUUCUGCAUCCAUGGCGAAUAUGAUCAGAUGAACAGACUUGUCCUUAUACGGAAAUGUGAAAAGAAGUAUUUUCAUAACCAAGUGUUUUACGUCAUGCCAAACGAUGAGCUGAGAUUGAUAGCGAACUGCAUGGACAUAGGCAAAGGUCGACCGAUUCUAUAUCCCUGUCACAGAAUGAAAGGCAACCAAGAUAUUCGCUAUACAAAGAACCGAACAAUCUACCACCCGCCAUCAAAUACAUGUCUCACGUGGUUACAACAUUCAGACAAACUUGACCUCCGGGCUUGCGAUGGUGGAACGAGACAGGAAUGGUUUUGGGAAAAGGUUCCCUGGACCGACGUGUAGGUGGGACGGUAUACGGGCACACAGAGUCACAACUACUGCAGCUAUGGAUCAUUAUAUAUAAUUGAAAAAGGCCGACGUACUUAAAAUCAAGUCGACAGUGUGGAAACAUAUCAACAAAUUUAGAAAAUCGAGUAAAAUACAUAUAGAAGACUAUCCAUGCGUCCUGGACUAAAGAAUCAUCCAUACAUUGUGCCAUACACAACAUGCCAUUAAUCUGGAGUUACCUAUCUAAAUAAGGUAGAGGAAAUGGCUUUCUUUCAAAACCUUUGAUCCUUAGAAACAUCAUGUACUACAACUUGGAAAGAUAACUUUCCACACAUGUACUUUUUGAAAUGCAGAGAAGAAGAAUUCAGUCUCAACAGUUCAUGUAAACAAGAUGGUGUUAUAUCACGUCUCAUUAAACAAUACCAUAAUAUACAUGACCUAAACCUUAA